ACACAGUCACGUAUUUUUAUGUUACAUAAGAUUUUUUAUUUACUAAAAAAUUAAGGUGUGCUCUUUUAUACGAUGUUAUCCCUAAAGUUCAUGCCCUUUUCCAACACCGUGCAAGGUUUUUGUUGUCCGUUGACUCUAACUUCACUCCGUGAAAGUUAUUUUCCUACGAUCUUUUUUAAAUAUAUCAUUACAGUCCAGUUACCUUACCAGCAAAUUUGCUUUACGUGAAUUUAUGUUUUCUUUUGUUCUUUUGUUUGUUUUUUUCCCCGCAUUUAUUGGAUUCAGUUGUUUGGCAACUUAUAAGACUUUGAAAGUGGAAGUGAGUCAGUAAAGCCAUGCUUUAAUGUCUAAACAGGAAAAAAGAUAGAAACAAAUUGCAUCAUUUAGCAUUUUUAUCUAGCUUUAAACAAAACAAGCAUGGCCAAACACGCGGUGUUGUCAUCGGGUGCAAAAAUGUGGAGAUCUAUGUGUUGUUUAAAGUCAGAGCUACGUCUGGAUCUCACACUUGCCUGUGGACAGUCUUUCCGCUGGAGAGAAACUGCAGAGGGACACUGGACUGGAGUGAUGGGGGGGAGAGUGUGGACUCUGACUCAAACAGAUGACACUCUUUGGUACCACGUCUAUGCAAACAAUGAGAAGCACAAGGAGAGAGAUGACAAGAAGAAAGUUUGUGUACCUCUCCCGGAGGAAAACAGGACUGAAAAGAAAUGUAAAGGUGCUCUGAUUAAGGAAGAAGGAGAGCUACAACCUAUUACCGCUGAACACAACGAUGAUGUGGAAGCAGAAAUGCUGAGAGACUAUUUCCAGCUUCAUGUGAAGCUGCGGGAUCUAUACAAGGACUGGGGAUCAGCUGAUUGCCACUUCAAGAAGACUGCAGAGAUCUUCACUGGUGUGCGAAUGCUGCGGCAGGACCCCACUGAAUGUCUGUUCUCUUUCAUCUGCACCUCCAACAACCACAUCUCCCGUAUUCAGGGCAUGGUGGAGAGACUGUGUCAGGCUUUGGGCACUCCACUCUGCCAGCUGGAUCAUACUUCUUACUACGAUUUUCCUACCGUAUCUGCACUUGCAGACAGCAGUGUAGAGGGAUGUCUCAGGGACCUCGGCUUUGGGUACAGGGCUCGAUUCCUUCAGCAGAGUGCGAGGCAGAUUUUGGAUACCCAUGGGCUCCAGUGGCUAGAAGGUUUACGCAGAGUUCCGUAUCUGGAAGCCCGUGAUGCUCUUCGGACUCUACCUGGCGUUGGCACCAAGGUGGCAGACUGUGUAUGCCUUAUGUCUCUGGAUAAGUCAGAGGCUGUACCCAUAGACACACACGUAUGGCAGAUUGCUAAGCGGGACUAUAAGUAUGCCACGAAUAAUAGACAAAAAACACUCACAGACAAACUCCACAAAGAGAUCGGGGAUUUUUUUAGAGAGCUGUGGGGUCCAUACGCUGGAUGGGCACAUUCGAAGUUCCAGAGCCUCAAAGAAACAGCACAUCUGAAGCAGCCAAAGAAAGAAGAGGACAAGGGAAUAUGCAAGAAAACAAAAAUAAAGAGAGAGCUUGAUGGAAAUGGGACAAACACAAAGACCAAGUCAGAAUGUCAGAAAAAGGCAAAGUUGUCAGUAAAGAAAGAGAGGGUAACAUGAGAUAAACAAGCUGCUUAUAUCAGAUCUAACAGACACUUUGCUGAUUUAGCCUGAUUGGAAGACCCAUUGAAAACUCUUGAAAAUGAGGCGCCUUGGCUCAGUGAGUUAAACCUGUAAAAAUAAAGGUAAAAUUUAAGAAAAUAAUAAUUACAUUUUCUCAAACAUGACACAUCUUAUUGUGCAAUAUCUCAGGGUUUUCUUCUUUACAUCUUUUUACUGUUGCCAUUUCUUAUUGUUAUUUCCUAUGAGCUCAUUACUUCCAGUGCAGACAUUGAUUUUUUUUUAAUAAUUAAAAAAUAUAUUUUUGUAUUUUGUGUAUGUAUUUUCAUUGAAAAUAUCCAAACAGUCCAAAAGCCCACUAUAAUAAAACAUUGCUGUUGUGUUGGCUCUUAGAGACACACGUGUUGCCAACAGUGGUCUGUAGGGGGCAGCACAUAUUGUAAAAUAGUGCUCUGUAGGAUAAUUAUGGUCCACUGCUUUAGGCAGCUCAUUUUGAAUUAUUUGAAUUAACAAAUUGUAGUCUUUACCUCUGUGAGUAAAUUUAAUCAAGCCUCCUGGCUUUUGUUCCACCAUGUCCCAA
Melanotaenia boesemani (Boeseman's rainbowfish) is the source of this 2206-nucleotide messenger RNA. RefSeq names its product 8-oxoguanine DNA glycosylase (gene ogg1). The coding region runs from base 418 to 1626 and encodes 402 amino acids. Gene Ontology annotation, molecular function: 8-oxo-7,8-dihydroguanine DNA N-glycosylase activity; damaged DNA binding. The record is from RefSeq and is a predicted model, not a curated record. Gene Ontology annotation, cellular component: nucleus. The transcript is spliced from 7 exons. Gene Ontology annotation, biological process: base-excision repair, AP site formation; base-excision repair; nucleotide-excision repair. Lineage: Eukaryota; Metazoa; Chordata; Actinopteri; Atheriniformes; Melanotaeniidae.